AUGGAGACGAUAGAAUACGAAAUGAAUGGACAGUCGGGCGAUCCGGCUGACCACCGGCGCUGCCUAACCGGGCUAGGCAGUGUGAAAUGUGCGACCGGCCAUGUGCGCGCGGCGUACCAGGCCGCACACGGAAACUACGCGACUGGUGCCAAAGGAGCUUCAAUAAGACGUCCUCGGCGUAUCGGAACAUGGAAUGUACGAGGCCUCAGGAAAGAUGGGAAGCUCCAAAUAGUGGAGGGGGAAAUGCAGAGGAAUAACAUUCAUCUGCUGGGAUUAAAUGAAACCCACUGGCAAGAGUCUGGCCACUUCACGUCCAGUUCCGGUAGUACGAUAUACCACUCAGGGGGAAAUGGAAGCAGCAAGGGGCAUUCAUAG
Molecule: messenger RNA, 375 nt
Organism: Wasmannia auropunctata (little fire ant)
Lineage: Eukaryota; Metazoa; Arthropoda; Insecta; Hymenoptera; Formicidae
Exons: 1
Coding region: 1-375 (124 amino acids)
Source: RefSeq, a predicted model, not a curated record